AAUAAUGUAGCAUGGCCCGCUCUUGACUCAUGCCUUGGUUGGUAAACACGUAGGUUUACCUGAAAUCCUCAAACCAACUAUCUACAGGCAGCGCCGUUCGUAAAGGGACCCUUAUCUCAAAUAUUUUUCCGUUUAAAUCGAUUUGUGAUUGCUAAAAACAAGAUGGCGCUUAGCGGCGCACCUUUACUCCUGGGACUAUCGUUAGUACACACUGUAGCGGGGUUGUCAUGGUGGCAAAGAUUGGCUCCACUUCAGCCAAACCAUUGCCCAUACUCUACAGAGGACAACGUUUGUUAUGAACUGAUCAAAUCCAGCACCAACUGUUCCUACAUCUGUGCUUAUGCCCAGCCACUGGUUCUCUACCCCGCUCUCUAUGACUUGUGUGGAUAUAACGAUAGGGUUUUCUACGGACAUGCCGAGUGUCACUUUUAUGAAUGUCAGAAAAAAUGCUGCAAGGGGUGGUCCAUGGAUGAAUUCGGAAAGUGUUCCAUAGAACGCUCGGGAAUUGAUUGUUUAAACGGUGGAACACCACUCGGCGACCUCUGCCUGUGUACGAAACACUUCACGGGGAAGAAUUGUGAAAGAGCUGUUUGCGAUGGAGAGUGUCUUAAUGGAGGGGAGUGCAGAAAGGUAGACCCAUAUCUGCCUCCAAAAUGUGUAUGUACCGCAAACUUCACGGGGAACUACUGUGAAAAGCCUGUCUGUGGUGAAGGGUGCUUGAACGGUGGUACCUGUCUGUCUAAUUAUUACGGCGUCGUCUGCGCAUGCUUAGAGGGAUAUUUGGGACCCCGCUGUGAACAAGAGUUUGCUCCAAAACUUGACAGCUGCCGAAUCGUCCACAGUUCCUAUGACACUAACUGUGCCCCAACCUGUAAAAGUGACAAAGACUGCACAAAGGAAGAAUCUUGCUGCGAUCACGAGGGGAGAAAUAUUUGCGUUGUGCGACAGGAGAAAGCGUAUCAGACUUGUGAGUAUGAUGGAUUUAUCCCAAAGUCAAGGUUACGAGUCGGCCAAGUUGUCAAGGACGCGUGGGGUAAGACGUGCCGGUGCAUGCCGGGAUACGUGGACGGGAUCGUUCAUUGUGGAGAUGAUGAAUGCGGGACAUUCGACCCCGAAGAAAACACGUGUAAAAGCCACGGUGACGGGGUCAUGUAUGACGACGACCACGUGAAAGAUGAGGACAUUGGCGGUGAUAAAGAAUACCACCCGCCUAGGAUGAUCAACUGUCCCUCUAAAUACAGCAGGGUCUUGGUCGAAGUCCAAGAACAUUCAAACGUCGGUCUCCUGUACCACAGGUUCGGUGCACGUGACUAUUUGGGGGAAGAGCUGCACGUGCAUGUCAGCCAACAGAAGUUCUUUGCCUGUAAUUGCUCCUUUGGUCAGCGAGUGAGAGCCAAUGCCACGGCCGUGGACAGACAUGGCGGGAAAAGCACCUGUUGUUUUACUGUACAGAUUGUUGAUCGCCAUCCACCAAAGCUGUCCCACUGUCCGACGGAUAUCUAUGCUGUUGUCGGAGAGCGGAUAUCCUGGACCGUCCCAAAAGCCACGGAUAACGUAGGUAUCCGGGACCUUUGGCUGGAACCGAGGGUUUCCGAUGGCUCUCGGAUAGGUCCCGGAGAUCACAUGUUUCGUUACGUGGCAGAAGAUUGGCAUGGCAACAAGGCGGAAUGCCGGUUCCUUGUCAGCGUCAAAAUUUCAGGGUCCCCAGAAAGUGGAUGGCCUACCGAGCUGAAGUCCAGAAUACAAACGGAUACAUCAGUUAUAAUCGGAGCAUGUGUGGUUGGAAUAUUGGCCAUCGCUCUCCUCGUCCUGAUGGUAGUGGUGUUCCGGGUAUGUAGACGGGCCAGGGUUUUCGAACGUCGUACACUGCGCAGCUUCCGGUCCAGUUUGUCCCAAACUCCAACGAAUCAGAUCGACGCAUCUUUGUCCGAACCUCCGCCGUAUGAGGUCGCUGCGAAAGAUAAACUUCCGGAUUACAAGCCACGUGACGACCCACCCGUGUAUGACGACAUAUGUAAGGAGGAUUCCCGUACUGACGAAAUUGGCGGCUGCAGUAAUCCUAUUUAUACCAUCUCGGGAUCUAAUGAAAGGAUCUACAGGGCUCCUGUAAAUCCCAAUACAACAACCACCGAUGUUUGAAGCACAGAAGACAGUGCUUUAAAGUGUGUGCCAGUGGUUGAUGAUAUAUCAUAAUAUGUGUUAUAAAAAUGACAGAAGAAACUUAAGAUUGUUGUUAAUGACAUCGUUUUGUAUAUAAAUAACUUUAUAUUGUUAAUACUACCAAUCAAUGUCUUAACAUAAAAAUUAAGAAGUAAU
Magallana angulata is the source of this 2316-nucleotide messenger RNA. RefSeq lists its product as uncharacterized. Gene Ontology annotation, cellular component: cell surface; extracellular region. Gene Ontology annotation, biological process: anatomical structure development. The transcript has 13 exons. The coding region runs from base 163 to 2139 and encodes 658 amino acids. The record is from RefSeq and is a predicted model, not a curated record. Gene Ontology annotation, molecular function: signaling receptor binding. Lineage: Eukaryota; Metazoa; Mollusca; Bivalvia; Ostreida; Ostreidae.